Molecule: messenger RNA, 1203 nt
Organism: Fusarium graminearum PH-1
Lineage: Eukaryota; Fungi; Ascomycota; Sordariomycetes; Hypocreales; Nectriaceae
Exons: 4
Coding region: 1-1203 (400 amino acids)
Source: RefSeq, a predicted model, not a curated record
AUGGUGCUCUUCCCACCGCCGGAAGGAUACGUGGUGAACUUUGACAACCCAGCAAGACAAGGCGUGCCAGAUGCUUAUCUCGUGGCUGGGUUUGGGUUGGCCAUCAGUUUCCUCUUCUUCAUGCAGAGGAUGUAUGUCAAGAUCUUUCUUACAGGGGGUCUACAGUUGGAUGAUUUGGCUUUAUGUCUUCGUGAGUUUCACCAAGUGCCCUUUCAAGUUUAUAAUGCUAACUAUCUAUUAGACAUGUUUGCUUCGGGAGCUGGAGGUGUUCACGUUUGGGAAAUACCCAUAACGACAUUUAACAUAUAUCUCAUGGACGUCUACAUAGCUGCCAUAAUAUAUGUCCUCUGCGGCUCCCUCGCCAAAAUCGCCCUUCUCAUCUUCUAUCUCCGCCUGUCUCCUCAAAGAUGGUUCAAGAUUGCCAUCUACUCAUCCAUGUUCUUCAUCAGCGGAUACACAAUUGGUUUGUUCUUCGCAGUCAUGUUUGCAUGCCAUCCUAUCAACAAGAACUGGGACAUUACCGUUACAGGAGGUAGUUGCGUCAACCAGCCAGUCUUGUACUUUGCUACAGCAGCCGUCAACAUCGCCAGCGACGUUAUCCUUUUUGUACUGCCGCUUCCUAUGGUGUUUAAACUUCAGCUACCAUUCAAACAAAAGAUUGGACUGAUGGGAAUUUUUACAAUUGGUUCUUUGACUGUUAUCACAUCCAUCGUGAGGAUAUCACUUCUGCCAGGGAUGUUGAAGAGUAUGGACUUGUCUUGGAACAUUGCAUACCCGAGUAUAUGGAUUAUCGUCGAGUCAAACCUCAUCGUCACCUGUGCUACUAUGCCGACACUCCGCAAAUUCUUCAAGCACGUCGCUCCCAAGCUCAUCGGCGAGUCUCGCUACGGCAGCAAAACAGGUCGAUCUUCGAAAUACGGCAAAUCAGACACGGCAGGCUCCAAACUUGCCUCCUCUUCUCAAGGCCGACGCAAACGAACAAACUAUUCUCAAUUCGACCAAGAAAACGGUUCGCCUACUGAAGACUUUGUUAUGACACCCAUGAAGGGCGCGAGACAUGAGACGAGAACGAGUGUAGGGACCAGGGAUGAUACACAAACUGCUGGAUGGAUGGACUCGGAUUCAGAAAAGGGCAUCGUUGGUGGUACGAUCAAGCCGGCCAUCAUACAGACCAAGACUGUGACGGUGCAGUAUGAGAAUUGA